Messenger RNA from Dacryopinax primogenitus, 1212 nucleotides. RefSeq names its product CBD9-like protein. Lineage: Eukaryota; Fungi; Basidiomycota; Dacrymycetes; Dacrymycetales; Dacrymycetaceae. The coding region runs from base 1 to 1212 and encodes 403 amino acids. The transcript has 3 exons. The record is from RefSeq and is a predicted model, not a curated record.
AUGGCUGCACUUGCAGCGUUCGCUAUUUCUGGUGUGCAGGCCCAGACCGGCGACUCUAUGUGCAACUUGCAUUUCUGUAUCACUGCAAUCUUGAAUGGCAGCACGACAACUUUCGAAGUUCUUAUUCCUUCAAGUGCAGAUCAGAUAGGAUGGAUUGGAACAGGUUUCGGAACCCAGAUGCCGGGUUCCCCUUUGGUUGUUUUGUGGCCGAACGCGGACGGCACCGUGACCUUGUCACAGCGGAUGGCGAGCGACUACAUCAUGCCCACCGUGCAAGCCAAUCCUCCUCGUGUCGCCACGCUCUCUCAGCAACUCACCACCCUUGGUGUGAGCGAGACUCGCAUCACCUACACAAUCCCGUCGGAUCAGAGUACUCAGCAGAACCUGUUAUGGUCCAUUUCCUCCGCAAGACCGCCUUCAAGUGCAGUGGACGCGCAGCUCAUUCAGCAUUACGACCAAGGCACAUACACCCUUGAUCUGUCUAAGCCCCUGUCCGCCUUAGCCCCAUCAUUGACAAGCUCAUUCCCACCUGCACCCUCGGCGACUUCCGUUGCCAGCGACGAUGACAGCAACAACGGCGGCCCUACGCUUACCGAAAAUCCUUUCACACCGGCUGAUACCAUGAUAGUAACUCAUGCGGUACUAUGCUCACUCGCCUUCGGAAUUCUCAUGCCAUUGGGUUCACUCUUCGCCCGCUUGGCACGGACGUUUAUCCCUCAAUGGUUCAUCAUCCACUGGGUCAUCAACUUCUGGAUUGCUCUGCCCCUCGCGGUGGCCGGGGUUGGGUACGGAAUUCAUCUGGUGAACAAUAGUCACGUCCCGCACUUGGACACCAACCACACACGUGCCGGUGUUGCUGUCUUUGUUCUUGCCUUCGUCCAAUGGACCCUCGGUUUUAUCAUCCACUACCUCAAGCCCAAGGCUGGUUGGUCUGCCCGCCCGCCGCAGAACUAUGCCCAUGGUGUUCUGGGUGUCGUGAUCAUCGCCCUUGCUUUCUACACCAUCUACGCUGGUUUCACUCAACAGUGGCCACUUAUUACCGGACGCAGUUACCCGCAUGGGAUCAUUAUCCUUUAUGGGGUUUGGGUAGCGAUUAUCGCGCUCGCGUAUGUGGCGGGUAUGACCCUGCUGCCGAGGCAGUACAGACAGGAGGCAGACCGGCAGGCAGAGAAAGACCGGUCGGGUUCGGACAUGAUCGCCAUGCGACCUUGA